AUGAAUCCUAGAUUCUUCGAUUCAACAUCCAAUAUCGUACCUUGGUGUCAAAAUAAUAAUCUGUCAACAAGAGUACCGAAAAUAAAUUCUAACAUUCUACUAAUAUGUCCUCAAAAAAAGUCUGUUGAACAAAUAAAUUGUGUACGUGAACCGAUUAUAUCCGUACAAGAACAACGACAAACUAGAGAAAAAAUUCUACCUAGUAUCAACUGUAAAUCAAAAUAUAUAGAUAAAUGUUAUGCAGAAUAUAAUAUAAAUGGUCUUCGACAAGGAUUCGGUCUAUUAAAAGAUAUUCGAUAUGAAAAACUAGAACCCGGUAAACCAUCAGUAGUCAUUCAUUCAUCAACACUUGAAAAAAAUGUAACUGAUACUUCGAUAUCAACAAAUUAUGCGCUCAAAGAACUUGCGAAUAUAGAAUUAAGAAAACGUUUUGCUAUUGUUCAUACAGAAAAAUAUAUUUAUAUUGUUGGAGUUGGUGGAAAUGAUAUUGAUAAUAGACCAUUAAGUGAUUGUUAUUGUUUAAAGAUAAGAAAUUCGAAUGAAACAUGGAUAAAAUUACCUAGUCUACCAGCACCUACAACUGGACCAGGUGUUGGUGCACAUAAUGGUGUAUUACAUUGCAUUGGAGGAUAUGAUGUUCUUGGUAAUCGAUCAAUAGCUCACGGUGAAUAUCUUAUACUUCAUUAUCCACAAGAUAAACAAUGGCAAUAUGCACCUGAAUUAAAUAUUGUUCGUGUACGACCAUUAGUUUUUAUUGAUCCAAAUGAUACAAUUAAUGGACAUAAUGUUUACGUUGCUGGUGGUUUUAAUAUCAAUUCACAUACUCAUAAACCAUAUAUUGUAUCUGAUUUACAAUUAUUUAAACAAGUUACGCAAUCUUGGCAACAAUUAACAACAAUUCCAAACUUAGAAUUAUCACAUGAAUUAUCAUUUGAUGAUCAUAAAUUACAUGUUAGUGAAACAAUUGAAUUACCUGAUCAAAUACCAACAAUAAAUCAUUUAUAUAGUUUUGAUCUUCGAAAAUUUAGUUGGAUAAAUACAACAAAUGAUACAGAUGAUAAUAGAAAAAUCAAUACACGAAAUUCUACACGAACAACUCCAUCAUCAACUUCACCAUUUUUUCUUUCACCAGAUAGAAAUAAAAAGAAAGAUGUUAAAACUAAACAAAAUAGUCAGGUUAUAUAUCUCAUCUAG
This is a messenger RNA of Rotaria sp. Silwood2, 1194 nucleotides long. The record is from the annotation of a GenBank genome assembly. NCBI's taxonomy places the organism in Eukaryota, Metazoa, Rotifera, Eurotatoria, Philodinida, Philodinidae.